UUCGGUGUCAGUUCCCAGUGUUCGCACUGUCAGUCACACACAGACUAUUCUUUCCUAAAUUGCACAAUUCGAAUUAAAACUAUCGCGAAACUUUGUAAUUCGAAAAAAAAAAUUAUCCUCGAAAAAUAAACGAAUCAUAAAAACUUCUUCGCACUCCACAUUUGUGUUCGCAACAAAACAAGGCAAAAUGACUAAAUUGCAAAUUUUCGUACUCUGCGCCGCGCUCGCAUUCAUCGCCUGCAUUGCCAGCAGCGGAGCGGAACCUCAGCAACGCGGCCAACGCGUCUACUAUCGUCCUGCGGCAGCGCGCUACCAGCGUCCACGCACCCACUAUCUUGCGCGCCAAGAGGAGGUUGCCGACGCCGUGCCCGAGGCACCAGCAGUCACCCCGUACCCCUCUGCCGAUGAAUUGAAACCCGCGGUGCCUUUCGAUGAGGGCGCACCCGCAAACAAUAUACCCGACGAGGUUUAUGGCCCACCAGAGGCUAACCAGCCCGAUGAGGUGUACGGCCCACCCGAGGUCGAUGGCAACGAAUUGCCCGCUGAUUUGCCUGUCGCUGCCGAUGAUGUGCCCGCCGCUGAUCCAGCUGCUGAGAGCUUCCCUGCGCCCUUGGACGAGCAGCAGGCACGUUUGGUUGCUGCCCGUCGCGCUGCUGCACUGCAGCAGCGCCAGCGAAAGGCGGCCGCAUAUCGUCAAGCUUUGGCAGCACGCGCCGCUGCACGCCCGCUGAAGUACAGGGUUGUUGCUGCUCCGCGCCGCUAUUGAAUUGCUGAAUGCGCGCUGUUCGAAGUUCGCUGAGUGCUGAAGAAGUGCUGCUAAAAAGUUCUAAAUUUUUGUAAUUUUAAGAAAAUUUUAUCAACUUUUUAAGCUUAAUUAUAAAAU
Molecule: messenger RNA, 883 nt
Organism: Rhagoletis pomonella (apple maggot)
Lineage: Eukaryota; Metazoa; Arthropoda; Insecta; Diptera; Tephritidae
Exons: 1
Coding region: 188-766 (192 amino acids)
Source: RefSeq, a predicted model, not a curated record